AUUCGGCUUUUACAUACACCUCACAUAAAUACUAUGCAAUUAAGCAAAUGAGUUACUUUUGUUGGCAUAAAUGUUGUAAAAAACUAAAUGCAGCAGUAAGUAUAAAUGAAACAUCAUUGCAGUUGAAUUAAGACUGAAGCUGAAUUAACAUAAAAAGCAGCAAAAAGAAGCAAAACUAACAAAAAAUAAAAAAAGAAGAGUCUCUUCAAAGAAACUAAAAAAUAUCUGCAGUGCUUUUGCAAACUGCACACACGCACCUAACACACAUGCGGCCGAGCACCAAUGUGCCACCAAACACGCACACAUGCACGCCUUAAUUAUGUUGCUGCACAAUGUCCACACCGUUGGGCGACGACAACAACACCAGCACAACAACAACUAAAUCAGCACAAGACACGCAAAGUGCUACAUUCAAAACAACAACAACAACCACAAUAAACACUAGCGCACAGCAUGUCAACAUGAACACAGCAGCAGCAACCGCAACCACAAUAACAACAACACGCCACAGCACUAACCACAAACAUAACCAACAACAUCAGAAGCAACAACAAUCGCAACAUUGCACACCCAUCGAUGUUGUUGUUGAUGAUAAUGUUGUUGCUGCAAUUGCAACAACUUCAGCUAUGGCAGCGCAAUCAGAACUUUUCAUUGCGACACAUUGCAUGCAAGCACAACAACAACAACAGCAGCAGCAACAGCAAUCACAAGCGAAACAACAACAAGGCAACAACAACAGCAGCGGUGGUCCUUCGAGCAGUCACUAUGUCUGCUAUUUACCAGUGCUAAAGCCCGAUGUGGUGCUCAGCGAUCGUGGGCUAUUUACCGUUUAUUGUUUUGUCAGAGAUUUCGUUAGGUAA
This is a messenger RNA of Zeugodacus cucurbitae (melon fly), 860 nucleotides long. RefSeq names its product kinase and exchange factor for Rac A-like. The record is from RefSeq and is a predicted model, not a curated record. Lineage: Eukaryota; Metazoa; Arthropoda; Insecta; Diptera; Tephritidae. The transcript has a single exon. The coding region runs from base 333 to 860 and encodes 175 amino acids.